AUGUAUUCCAAGUCACUCGUUAUCCCAGCGCUCUUCGCCGCUUUGGGGGUUGCUCAAGAGAAUGUCCAGUAUGAAACCCGCACAGCAACGAUAACUCAAUGCUUCACCCGCGAUGGCCUUCGUCCUCCGGCUACAGUCACCGUGCCCGGCCCGACAUGCGUGGUUCACAAGCCAGCUGUGACAGGAGAAGUCAUCAUCGUUGAAGUCCAAGCUCCCGACUGUCACUGCGGCUGCCCAACUUGUGUCCAUACUCUUGAAUACACUACCAAGUACCCUGCUUUCUGCUCUACUGGUCUGUUUGAACAGGAGUAUGUCAUCACGGAGACAUAUAGUGGCAUGGAGGCAAAGCCUACCAAGAAUGAGCACGAUCUUCCAUAUGGAUUCACGUGUGAGGUUCAGACGUGUACUACUUGUGGCCCCGAGCCUAUUUCCGCGACCAUCACGUACCCUGUUUCGGGUCAUUACAUGAAUGAGGUUGCACCAACUGAAAUGCCAAUGGCAAAACCCGGCAAGGAACAGCCCAAGGAGCAGUCCGAGGAGCAAGGAAACACUGCACCCAAGGUCACUGGAGACGACAAUGGAUUCCGAUCAAGCGUCAAGCCUACCCCAGUCCCUAAUUCACCAGAGAGUGCAUCUCCUGGAGAGUCCACCGACCACCCUGUUAUUGUAUCUGGCGCCAUGAGUCAACACUUGGGACUGGCUGGUGCUGGUAUUGCAUUCUUUGCUCUUAUUCAAUUCUUGUUCCUCUGA
Fusarium mangiferae is the source of this 750-nucleotide messenger RNA. RefSeq lists its product as uncharacterized. The transcript is spliced from 2 exons. Bases 1 to 750 code for a protein of 249 amino acids. NCBI's taxonomy places the organism in Eukaryota, Fungi, Ascomycota, Sordariomycetes, Hypocreales, Nectriaceae. The record is from RefSeq and is a predicted model, not a curated record.